Molecule: messenger RNA, 534 nt
Organism: Cryptosporidium muris RN66
Lineage: Eukaryota; Apicomplexa; Conoidasida; Eucoccidiorida; Cryptosporidiidae
Exons: 3
Coding region: 1-534 (177 amino acids)
Biological process (GO): protein import into nucleus
Cellular component (GO): nucleus; cytosol
Molecular function (GO): nuclear import signal receptor activity
Source: RefSeq, a predicted model, not a curated record
AUGACAUUUGGGAUUUUAGUUCCAGGAAGAGCAGUUUCUGCACCAGUUCAAGAAUCUGAGUGCCGUUGGAUUGCUGAACUCCCACAACCAAGUACUAUCCACAAUUUAACAAUUUUCUUAAAUCAACCUUUACCAACAGAUCAAUGUGGAGCUGGUAUCUACUACAGUUUUGCACCUUUUACAUCUUGGGAAUUCCUUGGGGUAAUAACAAAUGUUAGACCAAGUGAUAUGUUUACUACUGGUUGGCCAUUUCUGCCUGAUAUUAUGAAUUUAGCAACAGUUAGAAUUGGUAUAACAAUUGAAUUAUCAUCAGAAUUAAUUGUAAAAGUGGAAAAUAAACCACCUAUAGAUAUUAAUAAAGAAAUUGCAAAAAAGAUUGCAUUAAAUUUAUUUAGAUUUAUAGAGAGCUUUAAUGGGAACAAUACAAACUCAUCAGAAUGUAUUCGUGUACCUCAAAUGGUCUUAGAUAGGUGGUUUGUUAAAUUUGAAGAGAAAUAUAAUAGAGAUCCUUACUUUUACAUGAAUACAAAUUAA